AUGGUAUUAACCACAAUGUUGCGAUCAUCCUCCAUCACGUUCGGUCUCGUCUCUCAUCGUCAUCUCAGUCUAAGUGCACUACGGGCAGUCAACGUACCGAUCAGUCGUUUUGAACGUGAUCACUAUUUGCCUUAUGAUAAACUUGAGAAGAACAUCGAAGUUAUUCGUAAAAGAUUGAACCGUCCAUUAACGUUGUCCGAAAAGAUCUUGUACGGACAUCUGGAUGAUCCACAAGGUCAGGAUAUCAAACGUGGCACAAGUUAUUUGCGCUUAAGACCCGAUCGAGUUGCGAUGCAAGAUGCUACGGCCCAGAUGGCUAUGUUACAAUUCAUAUCAUCUGGUCUACCACGAGUGGCUGUUCCAUCGACAAUUCAUUGCGAUCAUUUGAUUGAGGCACAAGUUGGUGGUGUUGAAGAUUUGGCGAGAGCGAAAGAUAUUAAUAGUGAGGUUUACAAUUUCCUCUCAUCUGCUGGUAACAAAUAUGGUGUUGGAUUUUGGAAGCCAGGAAGUGGUAUAAUCCAUCAAAUUAUUCUCGAGAAUUACGCAUUUCCCGGACUUUUGUUGAUCGGCACAGACAGUCAUACACCAAACGGAGGUGGUUUGGGUGGUAUCUGUAUUGGUGUCGGAGGUGCAGAUGCGGUUGAUGUUAUGGCGAAUAUACCGUGGGAAUUGAAAUGUCCGAAGGUGAUUGGUGUGAAGCUGCACGGUAAGUUGUCUGGUUGGACUGCAUGCAAGGAUGUUAUUCUGAAGGUGGCCGAUAUUUUGACGGUGAAAGGAGGAACUGGUGCCAUAGUGGAAUACUUUGGUCGGUUGCGAAGCGGAGUGGAUUCGUUAUCAGCGACAGGAAUGGGAACGAUCUGUAAUAUGGGUGCAGAGAUUGGUGCCACAACGUCAGUGUUUCCAUUCAACGAGAGUAUGGUCAGAUAUCUGAGGGCAACUGGACGUGAGGCGAUCGCCAGAGAAGCUCUUCAACACAAACAGUUGUUGAAUGCGGAUGCAGGAGCUGAGUACGAUCAGGUGAUCGAAAUCAAUUUGGACACAUUAUCGCCAUACGUAAACGGACCGUUCACGCCGGAUCUUGCCUCUCCCAUCGAUAAAUUGGGUGAGAAUGCGAAGAGAAGUGGAUGGCCUUUAGAGGUGAAAGUUGGUCUGAUUGGAUCGUGUACGAACAGUUCAUAUGAGGAUAUGACUCGUGCGGCGAGCGUCGCUGAACAGGCAUUGGCGAAAGGAAUGAAAUCGAAAGCAAAAUUCACGGUAACACCUGGUAGUGAACAGAUCAGGGCAACGAUCGAACGUGACGGUAUCGCGAAAACGCUUCGAGAUUUCGGUGGUGUAGUACUUGCAAAUGCAUGUGGUCCUUGUAUUGGUCAGUGGGACAGAAAGGAUGUCAAAAAGGGAGAAAAGAAUACGAUCGUGACAUCGUACAAUCGUAAUUUCACCGGUCGAAAUGACGCAAAUCCGGCAACUCAUGGAUUUGUAGCUUCGCCUGAAAUGGUCACCGCUCUAGCGUUAGCUGGAACUCUGGACUUCGAUCCUCGAAGAGACUUCCUCACCGCACCUGAUGGUACCAAAUUCAAACUGGAACCACCAACUGGUGUAGAGCUGCCAUCAAGGGGCUACGACCCAGGCGAGGAUACGUAUCAAGCACCCUCCGGAAGUGGUGACGUUGUGGUCAGUGAAGAAAGUCAACGUCUGCAAUUAUUGGAGCCUUUCGACAAAUGGGAUGGGCAUGAUUUGAUCGAUCUUACGGUUCUUAUCAAGGUGAAAGGAAAGUGUACAACGGAUCAUAUAAGUGCAGCAGGUCCUUGGCUCAAGUAUCGUGGUCAUUUGGACAAUAUCUCAAAUAAUCUCUUCUUGACUGCAGUGAAUGCAGAGAAUGGUGAAAUGAAUAAGAUUCGAAAUCAAGUAACGAGAGAAUUCGGACCUGUGGCCGAUACAGCUCGUUACUACAAGAGUAAGGGAAUAUCGUGGGUAGCAAUUGGUGAUGACAACUAUGGAGAGGGUUCAUCUCGCGAACAUGCUGCGCUUGAGCCGAGACAUCUGGGUGGACGUGCGAUCAUCGUGAAAAGCUUUGCUCGCAUUCAUGAGACGAAUUUAAAAAAGCAGGGAAUGCUUCCACUGACGUUCGCAAAUCCAUCAGAUUACGAUAAAAUUCAACCGGAUGAUAAAAUUUCACUGAUUGGAUUGUCACUUCUAUCACCCGGAAAGGCAGUAAAAUGUGAGUUGAAACACUCGAAUGGAACGACUGAAGAGAUCUGGUUGAAUCAUACGUUCAAUGAACAGCAAAUCGAAUGGUUCAAAGCUGGAUCUGCUCUGAAUCGCAUGAAAGAAGUGUUCCGUUCAAAGCGAGCAUAG
Messenger RNA from Anisakis simplex (herring worm), 2355 nucleotides. NCBI's taxonomy places the organism in Eukaryota, Metazoa, Nematoda, Chromadorea, Rhabditida, Anisakidae. The record is from the annotation of a GenBank genome assembly.